This is a messenger RNA of Echinococcus granulosus, 402 nucleotides long. RefSeq lists its product as hypothetical. The transcript is spliced from 4 exons. Lineage: Eukaryota; Metazoa; Platyhelminthes; Cestoda; Cyclophyllidea; Taeniidae. The coding region runs from base 1 to 402 and encodes 133 amino acids. The record is from RefSeq and is a predicted model, not a curated record.
AUGGAAAGGGUUCCAAUUUGGCUGAAGAGCUCAGGAUUCUCAUGUGUUAUUAGUCAAUCAUUUAAUGAAAAGGAAGUCCUAUCCUUUCCAGACAAUACAACAAAACGUAACACGGCGCUUUCAUUGAAGCUAGAAAAUUCAAUGAAUCGCAUUGUUAAUUCACUACUUUGGAAAUGGUCAACGUGGGAUGUUGUAAAGAGAAGUGCUGCGGCACGACUCUUGGAAGAAGAGAAGAGGAGUUGGGAGAGAGUUGCAACUGUAAUUGCCUCGGGUUCAGAGGCUUUAGGGAUUUUUAAGUUAAUUAACUUUUUAGAACAAUUAAAAAGAUAUAGUUUUGUUGGAAAAUUGUUUAGGUCAUUUAAUGAUCUACUUUUGUGGGAUAUGCAGCAUAUUUUUCCGUAA